UGACUCUUCUUUUGCCUAGAAACCCUGCCACGGUCCACUCUCAUACGCCGAGACUUGCGAAUUCAUCAGCAAAAACCAUUUACCCUUUUACCUGCAAAACCCACCUGCAAAAAACCACCCACAUCGUUUCUUCAACCCCUUCCCAACUUCAUCGACACCACAACACACAGCCAACUUUUACGACUCCCAAAAGUUCGACAAGAUGGGAAAAGUUCACGGAUCUCUCGCCCGUGCUGGCAAGGUCAAGUCUCAGACUCCUAAGGUCGAGAAGCAAGAGAAGCCCAAGACCCCCAAGGGCCGUGCUAAGAAGAGACUCACAUACACCCGACGAUUCGUCAAUGUCACUCUGACCGGUGGCAAGCGCAAGAUGAACCCCAACCCCGGCACAUAAGCUUGGCAAUAGCGCCCACCCCUUGAGAGCAGCCGUUGCCUUAUUCUAGAGGAUUUGGAAAUGUGAAUACACAUCUGAUUCGAUAUUGCUCUGAGCAUCCACCUCUACGGCAUCUGGCAGACAACAAAAACAGCCUGCUCAACCGCACUCAGAAUUGAAUGGGAGACGAAACGGUGGUUACGGAUGCAUAUGGGUUUGCAUCCUUCAUUAGGGAGUCAUACGGCAUCAUCGUUCUGGCUUGGUCAUUACUCGCAAGAGUCUCGUCUGUACUUAUGCAGCUAUUGCCCGAAAAGUGGCAAUAAUCAGAGAAUACCUAUUCCUCUGAACACUGUUGGCGCCGGUGAAAUUGAUGAUUGUUCGAUACGUGAAUCGUUGGCAUAUUCCGGAUUACAUAGACCACAUCCAGUCUGAUAUCCAUCAAUAUUCAUUGUAUUUUAGGCUCGUCGUUACCGUUAUCGCUUUGGGACAUACUAAUUUCAGCGUACAAGGACAUCCUCUCAACCAAUAAGCCAACACAUGGCACAUGCAUAUUUCCCAACUAUAACUCAACUAUUCCUCCUUCUAUCACUCGGUCUUUCUAUAUAAACGCUUGAAGAGCUCCUCCUAGAUGUUUUGCCGUGCUCUGCGAUCUACACGAGGUAUAACUCUCGGGGGCUCAAGAUAUCUCGAUUAAGAGGCAUCGACGAUAUAAAAUAUGUUCUUUUCGAAAGCACCAG
Annulohypoxylon truncatum is the source of this 1107-nucleotide messenger RNA. RefSeq names its product ribosomal protein S30. The record is from RefSeq and is a predicted model, not a curated record. The coding region runs from base 203 to 391 and encodes 62 amino acids. Lineage: Eukaryota; Fungi; Ascomycota; Sordariomycetes; Xylariales; Hypoxylaceae. Gene Ontology annotation, molecular function: structural constituent of ribosome. Gene Ontology annotation, cellular component: ribosome; cytosolic small ribosomal subunit. The transcript has 4 exons. Gene Ontology annotation, biological process: translation.